AUGGGUGUGAUCACAAAAUCACCUCGUGGGAAGCUCUCUUUUUCUAUCGUUGUUGCUUUGAUCUUUUCAUUCACCUUCAUCAUUCUGUUGUAUACCGAGAGAAUCAACUUGCUCUCGUCCACCACCGUUUUCAACACCAAAUCAUGUGCGAAAAGGGGUUAUUCCAAAUCUACAAAGAAUUCAAUACAAGAUGAAAGAAACGCUACGGAGGAGAAUAGACUCAAGUCCAUUCUCGAUGAUCGGUUCAUCUUUGAGGCAGGCGAAUGCAACACUGCAAGAGGGAAAUGGGUCUACAACCAGUCGUUUGAACCCUUGUACACUGAUCUUUCUUGUCCGUAUCUCGAUAGGCAAGUGUCUUGUGUUAAGAAUGGAAAGCCUGAUUCUGAUUAUCGACGAUGGGAAUGGCAACUCGAUGGUUGUGUCCUUCCAAGGUUUGAUGCAAAAUUAGCACUUGAGAAGAUAAGGGGGAAGAGGGUCAUGUUUGUAGGAGACUCGUUACAAAGAGGGCAAUGGCAAUCUUUUGUUUGUUUGGUGGAGUUUCUUAUACCGAAAGAUCAGAAAUCAAUGCGAAGAGGUCGUGUUCAUUCGGUUUUCACAAUAAAGGAUCACAAUGCUACGAUUGAAUUCUAUUGGGCGCCAUAUCUGAUAGACUCGAAUACAGAUGUACAAAUAAUAGGAGACCCGAAGAAGAGAAUACUUAGAGUGGAUUCCAUUGAAAAACAUGCUAAACAUUGGAUUGGCGUUGAUGUUCUUGUGUACAAUACUUAUGUUUGGUGGAUGACUGGUACCAAGAUCAAAUCCUUAUGGGGUUCAUUUGCAAAUGGGGAAGAUGGAUACGAAGAAUUAGAUGCAUCGGUUUCCUAUAGAAUAGCUUUGAAGACAUGGGCAAAUUGGAUUGAUUCGAACAUCGAUCAGAACAAAACCCGUGUUUUUUUCACCACCAUGUCCCCAACUCAUCAAAGGAGUGCGGAUUGGAACAACAAGGGAGGGAUGAAAUGCUACAAUGAAACGAAACCGAUAAUGAAAAAAGGCCAUUGGGGAACAGGAUCUGAUAAAAGAAUCAUGAGUGUGGUACGUAGCGUGAUUGGAAAAAUGAAAGUUCCAGUUACUGUGGUCAACAUAACACAGUUAUCAGAAUAUAGAGUAGAUGCCCAUUCGUCUGUAUACACGGAAAUGCUAGGUAGAUUGUUGACUGAUGAGCAAAAAGCUGAUCCAAUGAAAUUUGCGGAUUGCAUACACUGGUGUUUGCCAGGAGUUCCAGAUACCUGGAAUCAAAUAUUUCUUGCGUCUUUGUAGCACAGAUGAU
Messenger RNA from Lactuca saligna, 1306 nucleotides. The record is from the annotation of a GenBank genome assembly. Lineage: Eukaryota; Viridiplantae; Streptophyta; Magnoliopsida; Asterales; Asteraceae.